GUUCUGGAAAACGAAUUCACAAGAAAUUUGUAGGUUUGCAUUCACUUCAAUUCAAACUUUGGAAUUUGUUGCGCGAACAUGGGAAAACAUAAGAAUGCAGAGCAGGAUGCAAUAAUUAUCCAAUUCAUGGAAGCCCAUAAAGACAUCGCCCGUGGCUUUGUAAAAGGCGAUAAAGUCAAAAGCGAUGCGCUUUGGAAGCAGUUUGCAGCGGAGCUUAACAAACAUGGCCCACCAGAAAAAGAUAUUUCCGGCUGGAAAAAGGUUUGGAUGGAUUGGAAGUCCUUUAUCAGGAAAAAAUUUGCCCACAAUAAUUCCGAAGCUAGAGCAACUGGGGGAGGGCCGUUUAACAAGCACACGUUAACAGCAACAGAAGAUAAAAUUGCCCAGUUGUGUGGCAUAUUUACCGUUGUGGGCGUCAUCGAAAAAACGGCUGACUUUGGUGCUCCUCAAAAUUCUGAGGAGAUGACAGGCAAUUCAAGCGAGGAUGAAGACGCAGAAUUGCCAUGUAGAAGCAGUGCCGUCCUCUCAACGCCAUCUCGCAGACGCCAGAUUGGGCUGUCUGACUGCCUUAAGGCAAAUGUUAAUGAGCAGACUGUGGCCAUGAAAACCCUUGCGCAUGGGCUAGAGGAAAAUGUUGACGCCACGAGGGAAGUUAGUGCGGGCCUUAAAAACUUGAAAUCCAUUACUUAA
Molecule: messenger RNA, 690 nt
Organism: Bactrocera tryoni
Lineage: Eukaryota; Metazoa; Arthropoda; Insecta; Diptera; Tephritidae
Exons: 3
Coding region: 79-690 (203 amino acids)
Cellular component (GO): nucleus
Source: RefSeq, a predicted model, not a curated record